Molecule: messenger RNA, 2084 nt
Organism: Panonychus citri (citrus red mite)
Lineage: Eukaryota; Metazoa; Arthropoda; Arachnida; Trombidiformes; Tetranychidae
Product: demethyllactenocin mycarosyltransferase-like
Exons: 2
Coding region: 309-1850 (513 amino acids)
Molecular function (GO): UDP-glycosyltransferase activity
Source: RefSeq, a predicted model, not a curated record
ACUCUCUGAUUCUAAAUCAAAUUAAGUUAAUCCACUUCCAACGAAAUCCUUUUCUUUUAGUUUACCUUAGUCUCGGUUCACCUUCACUUGUUUGACCAACGAUUUGAACAAUUAACUAACCAUUUUCUUAUAAUCUAAUUUCAUUUUCAUUCAUUCUAAUUAAAUUGUUGUCGUUAACGUUAAUUGACAAGUUAUUUUUAAUUAGAUUUGAUUGUUAAUAGUUUUUUUUACUUCCUCAUUGUUUGUAACUCUUUUUUUUAACCAAAUUUAAUUGAUAAAAUUUAAUUGUCAUCAUCAGUGAGUUCAUAAUGCCUUUAAAUCCGAUUAAAAUUUUAAUUAUUCCAACCAAUGGUUAUGGUCAUCUCAAUAUUGGCCUUGGAUUGGCGGACAUGUUGACCAAACAUGGACACAAGCCAAUUUUUGCAUUGAACAAAAAGUGGGCUCCGUCUGCUGAGGCUCGAGGGUACGAGACACGCAUACUGGAUGCCAAUGUGAUCGAGGAAGCGGAAGCCGAUCAAGCAGCUCGACAAAUGGCCGUACUUGAUUUACUCGCUUCAUCGCUAAGUGAACCAACCAUUGAACAGACAACCUGGAUGUCCGGUAAAGAGACCAUUUUGUACGAAGAUCAUAUGAGGAUCGAUGCUGGUCUCGAAUCCCUACUAUCUACCGGUGAGCAUUUUGACCUUCUCAUUGUGGCCACACUGGUUGCGAUUCCCUCAGCAGAGACAAGCGGAAUCCCUUGGGUUUACUUUCACACUCCAUCACCACACAUCUUAUAUGGAACCCAAAUUACCCCACCCUUUUCGGGUUACCCAUUAGACACACCGAAGGAUAUUUGUCAACAAUAUUGGGAUCGAUAUUAUAGUGAACGGGCCAUGGGAGAUGCGAUUUACAAUUCAUACUUUGCAAGUCGAGGUGUUGGUAAGGUCAAUGUCGGCUACUUCCAGCGAGAAUCGCCUUAUCUUAACAUAUACGCUUAUCCUAAAGAAUUGGACUAUCGGGAUGUGGCCACUUUACCUAAACACUAUUUUCGAAUGGACAAUGCGAUCCGUGAAAACGACGCUUUGGUCACUAAGAUACCCGAUGAGUUCCUUUCCCGACCAGGUAAACUGAUCUAUGUUUCUCUUGGUUCCUGGUUUUCCGGAAUGACCGAUGUCAUGGUCAAUCUAAUCUCCAUCCUAUCCAAAUCUCCACAUAAAUUUAUCGUCUCAAAAGGUCCAAAUGCUGAUAAAAUUGUUCUUCAUAAAAAUAUGUGGGGUGAACGUUUCGUCAAUCAAUUGUCCAUCUUACCUUUAGUUGACCUGGUCAUCACCCACGGCGGGAACAAUACAAUUGUUGAAUGUCUUCAUAACGGUAAACCGAUGAUCGUCCUUCCCUUUUUCAUUGACCAGCACGAUAAUGCCCAACGAAUCGUUGAGAAACAAUUAGGCCACAAGUUUGACCCCUUCCAUUUAGACGGACCUGGUAUCCUAAGGUCAAUUGAGAUGAUUCUUAAUGAUGAUCAAGUUUAUUCACGAUUAAAAUCAAUCGCUAAUGAUUUACAAAAUUCAUCCACUCGAGAGGAAUUAGUUAAAUUGUUGGAGAUAAUUGCUCGUGAGAAACGUUGUCCAUUUGAUAUAACCAAUGGUGACAAGGAUAAAGAUAAAAAUUCAAAUGAAAUCAAAUCUAAUGGUGAUGUCAAACAAUCAACAAUCAAAUCAACUUGCGGAUCAAGUUCACAAUUAACUGAGAAAUCAAUUGAUACUAAUAAUCAGCAGGCUAAUUAUUUCCAAAAAAUUAUCUCUUAUUUUACUUCAACAACAAUUUACUCACUUUUAUUUAACACAAAUGAUCACAACGUUAAAAACUAAUCAACAGAUCAACAACCAGCAAUCAACAAUCAACUAAUCAACUUGAUUAACAUUCAACAAUUUUUAUCAACUCUUUUUUUUUAAUUAUAAUUGAAAAAAAUUUUUCCUUCUGAUUUUUGUUAACAACUAAAUAGCCAAUAAUAUAAUUAACUAACCAGUAAAUUAAUGGCUAAUUAUUGUAAUGAUUUUAUAUAAAAGGUUACAAUUAAAGACACAAUUAUUAACCGAAUUAAA